CGAGAGCGAGAGAGAGAGAGAGAAACCGAUCAGGCCGUCGCGCGCUCGCCCGCCGGAGAGGAGGAGGAGCGCGCGAUCGCACGGAGGCGGGAGGGGCGGACGCUGGUUGGGUUGGUUUGGUUUGGUUUGUGCGGGCCGGGAACAGCCGCCAUGGCGCGCGGCGGGGGCGGGUGCUGCCCGCCGAUGGAUCUGAUGCGGUCGGAGGCGAUGCAGCUGGUGCAGGUCAUCAUCCCCACGGAGUCGGCGCACCUCACCGUCUCCUACCUCGGCGAACUCGGCCUCCUUCAGUUGAAAGACCUAAAUGCAGAAAAGAGCCCGUUUCAGCGAACGUAUGCUGCCCAGAUUAAAAGGUGCGGCGAAAUGGCUCGCAAAUUAAGGUUUUUCAAAGAACAAAUGUCCAAAGCUGGCAUAUCAACGUCUACACAAUUAACUGAAAUUUCUCUGGACUUUGAUGAUUUGGAGAUAAAGCUUGGAGAGCUGGAAGCUGAACUAGCAGAAGUUAAUGCAAAUAAUGAAAAGUUACAGCGGACCUACAAUGAGCUGUUGGAAUACAGUACUGUUCUUCAAAAGGCUGGUGAAUUUUUCUAUUCAGCUCAAAGAAGUGCUGCAGCGCAGCAGAGAGAAAUGGAGGCAAAUCAAUCUGGUGAUACUUCACUAGAGAGCCCUCUGCUGGAGCAGGAUAUGUUAACAGAUGCUUCAAAACAAGUGAAGCUGGGCUCACUAAGUGGUCUUGUACCAAAGGAAAAGGCGAUGGCUUUUGAACGUAUCUUAUUCCGUGCCACGAGGGGAAACAUUUUCCUAAGACAAGAGUCUAUUGACGAACCUGUCACUGACCCAGUCUCCGGAGAAAAGGUUGCCAAAAAUGCAUUUGUUGUUUUCUACUCUGGCGAUAGAGCAAAAGCCAAAAUUCUGAAGAUAUGUGAUGCAUUCAAUGCAAAUCGUUACCCAUUUCCAGACGAUGUUGCUAAGCAAUUACAUACUGUUCGGGAGGUAUCUGCAAAGAUAUCAGAGUUAAGGGUAACAAUUGACAUGGGGUUAGCACACCGUGACAAUAUAUUGAGAAGUAUUGCAUCUGAGUUUGAGAAUUGGAACCGUCUGGCAAAUAAGGAAAAAUCAAUUUACCACACUUUGAACAUGUUGAGUGUUGAUGUGACAAAGAAAUGCUUAGUUGGUGAGGGCUGGAGUCCAGUUUUCGCAACAACUCAGAUCCAAGAUGCGCUUCAGCAGGCUACUCUUGAUAGCAAAUCCCAAGUUGGUUCGAUUUUUCAAGUUCUCAACACAACAGAAUCUCCCCCAACAUAUUUCCGGACAAAUAAGUUUACUUCAGCUUUCCAGGAAAUUGUUGAUGCAUAUGGUAUAGCGAAAUAUCAAGAAGCAAAUCCUGGUGUAUUCACUGUUGUCACUUUUCCUUUCUUAUUUGCUGUCAUGUUUGGAGAUUGGGGCCAUGGAAUUUGCUUAUUAGUUGCAACACUCUAUCUGAUUAUUCGAGAGAAGAAACUUGCUUCACAGAAACUUGGAGACAUAAUGGAGAUGAUGUUUGGUGGGCGCUAUGUUAUUAUGAUGAUGGCGCUCUUUUCAAUCUACACAGGAUUAAUAUACAAUGAAUUCUUCUCUGUUCCAUUUGAGCUUUUUGGUAAAUCUGCUUAUGCAUGCCGUGAUCCUUCUUGUGGAGAUGCUGCAACUGAAGGAUUACUUAAGGUAAGACGGGCAUACCCUUUUGGUGUGGACCCUGUAUGGCAUGGCAGCCGUAGUGAGUUGCCGUUUCUCAACUCACUGAAAAUGAAGAUGUCAAUUCUUCUUGGAGUUGCACAAAUGAACCUUGGAAUUGUGAUUAGUUACUUCAACGCGAAAUUCUUCAGGAACAGUGUUAAUGUGUGGUACCAGUUCAUCCCCCAGCUGAUCUUCUUGAACAGCUUAUUUGGUUACUUAUCCAUGCUCAUCAUCAUUAAGUGGUGCACGGGGGCAAAAGCAGAUCUGUACCAUACUAUGAUAUAUAUGUUCCUCAGUCCAACAGAUGAACUUGGGGAGAACCAAUUAUUUCCUGGACAGAAAUUAGUUCAGCUUGUUUUACUUGUGCUUGCUCUGGUGUCUGUUCCUUGGAUGCUGAUCCCAAAGCCAUUUUUCUUGAAGAGGGAGCAUGAGCGAAGGCAUCAAGGACAACAAUAUGCAAUGCUUCAGACCGCAGAUGACUCGGUUGUUGCAGAUCUGGGAGAUCAUGGUGACUCGAACCACCAUGAGGAGUUUGAGUUCAGUGAAGUUUUUGUUCACCAGUUGAUCCACACGAUUGAGUUUGUUCUUGGCGCAGUCUCAAAUACAGCUUCAUACCUUCGUCUCUGGGCUCUAAGUCUUGCACACUCCGAGUUGUCCAGUGUAUUCUAUGACAAAGUUCUCCUGCUAGCGUGGGGGUACAACAACAUUCUCAUUCGCAUUGUUGGCAUUGCCAUCUUCAUCGCUGCCACGGUCGGUGUGUUGCUUGUUAUGGAGACCCUAAGCGCUUUCCUUCACGCUUUGAGGCUUCACUGGGUGGAGUUCCAGAACAAAUUCUACGAGGGUGAUGGGUACAAGUUCGCGCCUUUCUCUUUCGACCUGAUCAGCGAGGAGGAAGACUGAGUUUGCCCUAAUUAUUGUAUCUACCGUUACCUGUAUUAUCUUGGAGCGGGUCCUUUUUCCAAAGCGUAAGUAUUUAUCACGGAAGAAGCAUAAAGUUUCCUUCAUCAGGCAAGGGACUUGCAGCAAUGCAGCAUUAUUUUUGCUUUGCUCAUUCGUGGCAAGAUUAUUUUUGGGAGCGGUUGGUAGCUUAUAUACCCUUAUUUCGGUGUAAUGCUAAUAAGUAAUAACGAGUGCUGCACUCGGCGUUGCCGUUUGGGCGAUGAGUAUUUCUGCACAUAAAUAAACAAUUGUAUCAAAUGUUAAUAUUCCAUUGAGUUCUUUUGUCAAUAAAGAGUGCAGUAUACAUACUCUUU
Molecule: messenger RNA, 2963 nt
Organism: Oryza brachyantha (malo sina)
Lineage: Eukaryota; Viridiplantae; Streptophyta; Magnoliopsida; Poales; Poaceae
Product: V-type proton ATPase subunit a3-like
Exons: 18
Coding region: 151-2610 (819 amino acids)
Biological process (GO): vacuolar acidification; proton transmembrane transport
Cellular component (GO): vacuolar proton-transporting V-type ATPase complex; vacuolar proton-transporting V-type ATPase, V0 domain
Molecular function (GO): proton-transporting ATPase activity, rotational mechanism; ATPase binding
Source: RefSeq, a predicted model, not a curated record